AUGGACUACAGCGCAUCCAUCCACGAGACCGACGAUCCGGUGGGAGCUUCGCCCUGGGGCAACUCUCCCACCUCCUCGCCCAAGAGGAACCCGCCUCCGUUUGCCAGCCUCCCGCAGGAGAGCUCCUCGUCCACGUUUCCCUUCUCGUCGCAAGACUCCAACGGCCUGGGCAGUCCAGCUCUCGGCGCCGACGGUUUUCAGCGGCCCGGCACAGCCACGACUGCAUCCGAGACUGAAGGCGAGACCGACCACGAAGCUGUCCACGUCCAUGAAGAGUCUGAAGUCAGCCAAACUGUCGAUUCACAGCCGGCGCCGCCGGUUCAGCACCACCAGCCGCCUCCGCACCACCAGCAUCCUGGUUUCGCGCCCCAGGGACACAAUGCUGAACGCGGCCAGGGACCUGCACCGCCUACCGAGGGACAGACUCAUAAGCCACAGCCUCAAUAUAGAUUACAGGCCAAGAUCACUGGCCUAGAGCGCACUGGAAAGAAAGAUCCGUUGCUGCGAUUUGAUGUCUACACCAAUCUUCCUCGAUUUCGCACUUCGCAAUAUCGUGACGUUCGCCGCCUACACUCCGAGUUUGUGAAGCUUGCCGAGCAUCUCAUUUCCGCCAAUCCCGAUGCCUUUGUGCCAGCCGUCCCUCCUGCCGUCACCUCGGCAGGCGCUGGAACCGACGAGGACGAGACCCGAGUCAAGGCUCUGAUGCAGAGAUGGUUCAACUAUGUCUGCAGCAACGAAACCUUGAUGAGAGACGACGAGAUGAUACUUUUUGUCGAAUCGGACUUUGGCUACAGCCCAUUGGUCAAAAUGAAGCAGCCCGCUACCGGUGUUCGCAGAAAGAUCCUCAAGCAAUUCGCCCCGCCACCCGACGAUACGCCCGAGCUCGCCGAUGCACGUCCUGCCGUCAAGCUGUUUUACCUCGGCACCAUGGAUGCAGGGCACAAGGUGGACAAGCUGGUCAAGGCCCGGCGAGGACUUGGUCUGGCCGAGUCUGAUUUUGGUGUCAAGCUUGGAGCCAUGAAUGUGCAGGAACCUCACCCUGGUCUGGCCAAUGCAUACAGAAAGCUGGGCAAAGUUAUUCAGAAUGUGGGAGACUACCACGCCGCACAGGCUACCGCCGAGGCAUCGACAAUUGGCGACCCAUUCCAAUAUCAUUCGCAGGAUGCCUUCAUCGUCAAGGAAACCCUGACGAACCGACAAAUUCUCACGAGAGAAUUCAUUCAGGCUCAAGAAGCCACGAGGAGCAAGCUCAAUGCCGCUGAUCGCCUCAAGGCCAGCAGCAGCGUGCGCCGUGAAAAGGUGGACGAAGCCAUUUCGGCUCUCGAUGAUGCGCGUGAGACGGAGGCCUACCUCUACAACAAGACCCACAAGGUAACGCAGAACCUGCUCCAGGAGCGCCGCAAGUGGUUCUCGCGGACAGCGACCGACUUGCGACUGAGCAUUAGAGAAUUCGUUCUGCGCGAGAUUGAGGCCGAGAGACGUACGCUAUCCGUGCUGGAGAGCGUCCGCGCCGAUAUUCGCGCCAUUGACCAGUCUGGUGGCCUGAGCCGGCUGGGCCGCGAAUCGCACCCCGUAAUCCGCCGCACCAGCCUAGCCGCCAGCCAAGGUCCCAAGGGCGAUGCGUGGAGUGGCGUGCCUCGUCGUGCGGAUGCGGCGAGCCGUAGCGCCUCAACGAGCUUCAUGGGCAAGCUGCCCGAGGACAAUGAGGCAGAGGAUGCGCCGCAGGAUGCGGCUGCUGGGCGCACCAGCCUGGUGGGCGUGACGGAGGAAGAGGACGACGACCGUAUUGAUGCGAGAAACGCGGCAAGCCGCCUGGCCACGAGCACUUUUUAA
Messenger RNA from Akanthomyces muscarius, 1833 nucleotides. RefSeq lists its product as uncharacterized. The transcript has 3 exons. Gene Ontology annotation, cellular component: retromer complex; retromer, tubulation complex; endosome. The record is from RefSeq and is a predicted model, not a curated record. Gene Ontology annotation, biological process: retrograde transport, endosome to Golgi; intracellular protein transport. Lineage: Eukaryota; Fungi; Ascomycota; Sordariomycetes; Hypocreales; Cordycipitaceae. Gene Ontology annotation, molecular function: phosphatidylinositol-3-phosphate binding. Bases 1 to 1833 code for a protein of 610 amino acids.